UAAACUCUUAUUGAAUUCAUGUCUACUCCAUAACCUUUGUCGGAGUACGGAAUAUUUACGCAAUUAGAUGAUUUUUACUCUAAUCCACUUUUACCUCAAAAAAACCCAUUUUUGCACAAACCCUUCCAAAACCCUUAAUUUCACCAUAAACCUCUAAACAAAAUCAAACUCCUAAUUUCAGCAUUUUUCACUCUCAAUGAAACAAUUCCUUCAAACAUCCCUUCUCACCCAUCAUCUCAAACCUUCAAAACAAACCUCUCUGUACUCAUUUCUCCGACAUGCUCACCGGAAAACCCAGAAAAAACAGCCCCCAAAACCAUCGCCUCCACCAACACCACCAAAACCGCCGAAAAAGGCGGAGAAGAUGACGGCGCCACACGGCGAAACAUGGGAGGAUGACUACAGUUGGAUGUCCAAGCUUAACGACAAGGUGGCUAUGCGACACAUGGAUGUUUACAUGGAACAAGAAGAGAAGUACACUGAAGCUGUCUUAUCUGAAACCCAACACCUUCAGAACAAACUUCAGUCUGAGAUUGCUUCUCGCUUGCCUUACGAUCUCUCCUCUUCCCCCUUUCGUUGGGGUCCCUGGUUGUAUUAUAGAAGGGUUGAAGAAGGAAAGCAAUUUCCAGUGUUAUGUCGUCGAUUGGCAAGUUUAAAUGAAGAGUUUAUAUCUAAUAUGUCUCCGUUUUCCGGGUUUGAUUUCACGUCUGGUAAAAGGAUUGAACAGAAGUUGAUUGAUUACAAUCAGGAAGCUGAGAGAUUUGGAGGUUAUGCUUUUGAGGAACUGUGUGAGGUGUCACCUGAUCACCGCCAUAUUGCCUAUACUAUGUAUGACAAAGACAACGAUUUUUUCAAGUUAUCUGUGAGGGACUUGAUUACUGGUGCUUUGUGUGAUAAGCCACAGGCUGACUGGGUUUCGAAUGUGGCAUGGACCAAGGAUGGGCAGUCACUGUUUUACGUUGUCACUGAUCACUAUAAACGGCCUUGCAAGCUGUAUUGUAGCAUCCUUGGAUCAAAUGAUGAUGAUGUCUUGCUUCUUGAAGAGCCAAAGGAGAAUGUCUAUGUUAGUAUUCGGCACACUAAAGAUUUUCAGUUUGUGACUGUAUAUAUAUUCUCAACUACAGUUUCAAAGGUGUUUUUGAUAGAUUCUGCCAACCCUUUGUCAGGGAUGACAUUAGUUUGGGAAGGUGACCCAUUUGUCCAUUGUGUUGUUGAGCAUCAUCGAGGAUACCUUUAUUUGUUCACAGAUGCCGCAAAGGAAGGACAGCCAGUUGAUAAUCAUUAUCUUCUCCGCUCACCUGUUGAUAUUGCUCCUGGUAAUAGAGUGUGGGAGAGUGUAUUUGUUGAUGACCCUAAUAUGGUCAUCGUGGAUGUUGAUUUCAAUGACACACACUUGGUACUUAUUUUGAGGGAAGGUCAGACUUUAAGGCUAUGUACGGUUCCUCUACCUUUGCCCACUCAUAAGGCAGCAAUUCGUUUGGUGGAGCAUAGUCCACGUUUCCUUCCUUUGCCGAAGCAUAUUUGUGAAAUUUUACCCGGGCCAAAUUAUGAUUUCAAUUCAUCCACAGUUCGCUUUACAGUUUCAUCUCCACUGAUGCCUGAUGCAGUGGUUGAUUAUGAUCUUAUGAGUGACAAAUGGAACAUUAUUCAGCAACAAAAUCUGCUUCAUGAGAGGACAAGAAUUCUAUAUGGAAAAUCCUCUACUUCACUAAAUGACAGAUCACCAAGUUCUCUUCUUUUUGAUCCUGAGGAAAAUAAGCAUAAGGAUGAGGAAAAUCUUUGGAAUGACCUUUCUGAGUUUUAUGCUUGUGAACAACAUAACGUCUGCUCACAUGAUGGGGUCAUGAUACCAUUGACUGUCGUUUAUUCACCCAGAAACAAAAAAGGAAAUCAGAACCCUGCAUUACUUCAUGGGCAUGGAGCUUAUGGCGAACUGUUAGACAAACGCUGGCGCAGUGAACUAAAAAGUCUUCUUGAUCGUGGUUGGCUUAUUGCAUAUGCAGAUGUCAGAGGUGGAGGUGGCAGAGGUAAGAAGUGGCACCAUGAUGGGAGACGCACUAUGAAAUUAAAUUCCAUCCAAGACUUUCUUUGUUGUGGCAAAUUCCUGGUUGAGGAAAAUAUUGUGGAUGAAAACAAGCUUGCUGCCUGGGGUUAUAGUGCUGGAGGGCUAUUAGUUGCUUCAGCUAUUAAUGCUUGUCCAGAGUUAUUCCGUGUUGCUGUGCUGAAGGUUCCAUUCUUGGAUCCAACAACCACCCUUCUGCAUCCUAUAUUACCCUUGACUCCAGUUGAUUAUGAGGAAUUUGGGUAUCCAUUUGAUGUUGAAGAUUUUCAAGUAAUGCAGAAAUACUCUCCUUACAAUAAUAUUAGAAAUGACACAGUUUAUCCAGCUGUCUUGAUUACCUCAUGUUUCAGCACAAGAUUUGGAGUAUGGGAAGCUGCAAAAUGGGCUGCACGUGUCCGAGAACGUACGGUAUAUGAUCCAGCUCGACCUAUUCUGCUUAACUUAACAACUGAGAUAGUUGAAGAGAACAGGUACAUGAGAAGUAAGGAGUUGGCCUUGGAGACUGCAUUCCUUAUGAAGAUGAUGGAGUUAUAGCUGUUCAUCAUGGUUCAGCAAAUUAUUAUUAUAAUAUUAUAUAGGCAGGCAAAGAAAACAAGACUGUUUUCCUUAACUUGGUCCUGUUUUCUCGAAGAUUGGUCGAAACCUGAUCUACUGAGAAGUGUCACAGGAUUUCCUGCACUACUUAGCUCCCUUGGUUGUUUCAUGUCUUGUAUCUCUGUACAUAAUAAGUCCCAGUCGAUCCCUAAGAUUGGAUAAAAAAAAUCCAAAUCGCAAGAGUGGGAAAAUUCAAACUGCCGCCAUGUAUGCAAAUUUUCAGAACAAUUACUCCGGAAGCACUCGUGGUCCCAUUCUUUGGUCAAUAAUUAUUAUUGAUCACUUAUGUGAUUGACGUAUAAGAGAGCUUUUGUAGUUCCAUGUUUUGUAAUUGAUUGGACCAACAAAGUUUUGUAGCAACAUAAGAAGUCUUUUUGGAAAGAUAUCAUUAAUCAUUACAAUAAUCCUAUAUUAUGUAUAAUGUUCAAUUUAUGAAAAGAUGAUCUUGUUGGUGGAUUCACUUUUUUAA
This is a messenger RNA of Chenopodium quinoa (quinoa), 3125 nucleotides long. RefSeq names its product dipeptidyl aminopeptidase BI-like. Gene Ontology annotation, molecular function: serine-type endopeptidase activity. The record is from RefSeq and is a predicted model, not a curated record. Lineage: Eukaryota; Viridiplantae; Streptophyta; Magnoliopsida; Caryophyllales; Amaranthaceae. The transcript has 11 exons. Gene Ontology annotation, biological process: proteolysis. The coding region runs from base 197 to 2596 and encodes 799 amino acids.